GUAAAUAAAUGUCGACGAAAUUAAGAGAUUUGAUAAGAAAUAUAAGAUCAUGUAAAACAGCUGCAGAAGAGAGAGCAUUAAUAAAGAAAGAAUAAGCAUUAAUAAGAGAAUCAUUUUCAGCAAAUGAAUCAGAAUAUAGACCUCGAAAUGUAGCAAAAUUACUUUUCAUUUCAAUGUUGGGUUAUGAGACUGAUUUUGCUUAAAUGGAAUGUUUACAUUUAAUAACAGCUAAUUCAUAUAAUGAAAAGAGAAUAGGUUAUUUGGCAUUAACUUAAUUAUUUAAUGAGAAAAGUGAAGUAUUAAUGAUGGCCACAAAUCGUAUUAGAAUAGAUUUAAAUAAUCCAUCUAAUUAUAUAGUAUCAUUAGCAUUAAUGGCAUUAAGUGAAGUAUGUACUAGUGAAAUGUGUAGAGCAUUAUCAGGAGAAGUAUUGAAAUUAUUAUAGAAUGGCACAGCAUAUAUAAAAAAAAAAGCAGCUUUAGCAAGUACUAGAAUAGUUACACGUGUUCCUGAAAAAAUUGAUGAAUUUUCAUAAAAAGUUGAAUUAUUAUUAGAUGAUAGACAUCAUGGAGUAUUAGUUGCCUCUUUACAAUUAGCAUAACAUAUAUUUGUCAUAUAACCUGAUUAAAAAUAACGAUUUUAAAAAUUUGUAUAGCCUAUGGUUAGAAUAUUCAAAUCUAUUUAUUCAACAUAUUCAGCUGAAUAUGAUAUAGGAGGAGUAUCAGAUCCAUUUUUAUAAAUUGAAAUUCUCAAAUAUUUUAGAAUCAUGUGUUAAGGAAAUUUAUAAUUAUCUGGAGAAGUUUCAGAUAUUCUCACUUAAGUAGCAGCUAAUACAAAUAAUACUAAAAAUUCAGGUAAUGCUGUUUUAUAUGAAUGUGUUAAAACCAUUUUUGGAAUUGAAUCCUCUAGUACACUUAAAACUUUAGGAAUCAAUAUUUUAGGUAAGUUUUUAUAAAAUAAAGAUGCUAAUAGUAAAUAUAUCUCUCUUUAUAUGUUAUAAAAAGUAUUAAAACAUGAUCUUUAAGCAGUUCAAAAGCAUAAAUAAACUAUUCUAGAAUGUUUAAAAGAAAAUGAUAAUUCAAUUAAAACUUUAGCAUUAGAUCUUCUCUAUGUAAUUACUAAUGAAACUAAUGUAAAAGGCAUUGUUAAAGAGUUAUUAAAUGUAUUACUUAGUCUAACUGAAGAGGAUGCUGAUUUUACUAAAGAAUUGACUAAUAAAAUUUGUUAAAUUGUAGAAAAAUACGCUCCUUCUAGAAGAUGGUAUAUUGAUACUUUCAUUAAAAUUUUGAUUUUGGCUGGAAAUUAUGUUGAAGAAGAUUCAAGUUCAUCUUUGAUUCAUUUAAUUAUAGGUACUCCUGAAUUAUAAAGUUAUGCUAUUCAUAAAUUAUUUUUCUCAUUAUAAGAAAACUUAAAUCAAGAAGGAUUAGCAAGAACAGCAGCAUAUUGCAUAGGAGACUUUGGUCAUCUUUUAUUGAAAGGAGAUGCAACAGCAGUUGACAAUACUCCAAUUUAAAUAACAGAAGAAGAAAUACUUGAUUUACUUAAAAAAUUAAUAGAAAAACCAAAUUAAAAGAAUGUAAUCAAAGAAUAUGUUUUGUCAGCUCUAAUUAAAUUAUAUCCUAAAGUCAGCAACUCUUAAUAACUAAUAGCAAACUUAAUAUAAUCUUAGAUUAAUUCUACAUCAAUAGAAGUAUCAAAAAGAGCUUCCGAAUAUUAUGGUUUAUUAGAUUUACAAUGGGACUAACAUAGAGCUGGUAUUUGUGAAUAAAUACCUCCUAGUGAUUCCCAUAAAUCAAUAUAUGAAAAUAAGCCAAUAGGUGAUGUGGAAUAUGAUGAAUACCCACCAGCCAAGACAGAAUUAGAAUAAGCUAAACCUGUAACCAAUAAUGAAUCAACACGAAUUUAUGGUUUUGAUAUUGAUAAUCUUAUAGGAAAUCAAGAUUAGAAUUAAUCUAAAUAAUAAACUUAAGUUACAAAUUAAUUACCUGGGGAUUUAUUUGAUCCAUUUGAUAUAACAUUAAAUUUAUCUGGAACAUAAACAUAAUCAUAGCCUGCAUCAUAAAACUUUAAUUAAUUGACAGGAAUAGGGGAAUUAUAAAUUAAGUAAGAAACAUAAUAAUAUUAAUAAUAAUAAUAAUAACCUAUAAAUCUUUUAUAGAAUUUAUAUAAUUAAAAUAUAAACUUACAUUAAUAAUAAUAAUUUCCAUUCUAAUAGUAAUAAUAAUAAUAAUUUCCAUUCUAAUAAUAAUAGUAAUAAUAACCUUUAGUUAAUUUACCUGGUGAUAUAUUUGAUUUAAAUCUCUAACCAUUAUAAUAAAAAUCAUUACCAUAAACACUUCCUAAUUUAAUGUAAUAAUAAUAACCAAUUAUAUAACCAUAAUAAUAAUAAUAAUAGAUUAUUUAACCAUAAUAAAAUGAAUAAAAAUCCUUAACUUAAUAAGCUAUAGCUUUUGAUGAUGGUGCUUUGUAAAUAGAAUUUAGAGCAGUGAAAGUAAGAAUUGAUAAGAAAUAUUUUAGGAAACCUUUGAUCAAACAAAUAUUACAGCAUAUUUCAACAAUAAGACAGCUAGUCCAAUAACAGAAUUGUAACUCUCUUUUGCAGUAUUAAAGUAUAUGAAAUUACAAUUGACAUAACCCACUUCAUCAACAAUUAGUGGUAAUAGCUCUGGUUAGGUGAUAUCGGUAUUUAAGCAUUUAUAAUUUUAGACUCUAAAAAUAACUAAUUCUAAUUAAGGACAAAAGGGGAUUGUAAUGAAAAUAAAAGUUUCUUAUAAGAUAAAUGGUUUAAUUAUAGAUAAGGAAGUGACAUUCAAUAAAUUUCCUCCAGAAUAUUGA
Molecule: messenger RNA, 2833 nt
Organism: Paramecium sonneborni
Lineage: Eukaryota; Ciliophora; Oligohymenophorea; Peniculida; Parameciidae
Source: the annotation of a GenBank genome assembly